Fusarium musae is the source of this 1344-nucleotide messenger RNA. RefSeq lists its product as uncharacterized. Gene Ontology annotation, cellular component: membrane. Gene Ontology annotation, molecular function: transmembrane transporter activity. The coding region runs from base 1 to 1344 and encodes 447 amino acids. Gene Ontology annotation, biological process: transmembrane transport. Lineage: Eukaryota; Fungi; Ascomycota; Sordariomycetes; Hypocreales; Nectriaceae. The record is from RefSeq and is a predicted model, not a curated record. The transcript has 6 exons.
AUGGGCGUCAUCGCAGCCUUGAAGGGCAAUAAAGUUGGAGCCGUGGUAGUCUCCGUCUUUGACUGGUACCCGUCGGAGUACCCGAAAGAGGAGAGGAAGCUUCUCCGCAAGCUUGACCUAGCCAUCCUGGUCUUUGGAUCUCUGAGCUGCAAACUGGCACCAUUCCUACUUCCUUCGCUACAGAUCCUUUGGGCCGUCAUCGCAUUUUGUCAGUCUGAGAUCAAACAUAGCUGGCAACUCUAUAUCUUGAGAGCCUUGACUGGGUUCCUCGAGGCCAGCUCAUUUGGUGGCACUCAUCUAAUCCGUGCUGACGCUGUCGGUGUAGUUGGCUCGUGGUUCAAGAAUGAAGAACUCUUCAAACGAGCGGGCGUCUGGUUCAUGGGCAAUUCACUUGGUUCCAUGUUCUCUGGCUACCUCCAAGCUGCUGCAUACCGAAACCUCAAUGGCGUUUUUGGGCGUGCUGGUUGGCGAUGGCUGUUCAUUGUACAAGGCAUCAUCACGUUACCUCUCGCAUUUCUGGGAUUCGUCGUUUGGCCUGGACUACCUACAUCGCCCAGGAGGUGGUAUAUGACUGAGAAAGAGCAUGCUUUGGCUCUCAAGCGCAUCCCAACGGUCGAGAAGGAGGGUAUCACAUGGAAGACAUUCAAGUACACCUUGAGCCGUCCCAUGUGGUGGAUUUGCGUCUCGUGCUACAUCUUCUUGUGUCAGGCACAUUACUGGACUGGUUACAUGGCCCUCUGGCUCCGUCACGCUGGCUACUCAAUCGAACUUGUCAAUAUCCUCCCAACGUUUAUCGACUUGCUUCGCGCCAUCUCUUCCUGGCUUGGCACAACAUUGGCGGGAUGUCUCAGCCUUCGAGGACUGUGGACGUUCCAAGCAUCAUUUGUAUUCUUCGCCUGUAUAGUGUUAUCUAUAUGGACUGUGCCUGAUGGGUUGAAGUUUGUCGCCUUUUACUUCGGUGGUUUUUCAGGCAUGGCAUCACCCAUUCUGUACUCGUGGGUCAACUCGACCUUGAGGGAGAACUACGGCGAACGGGGUCUCAUUAUUUCGUCUAUGAUGACACUUGGCUUUUGCAACCAGAUUUGGAUCCCGCUUUUCACAUUUCCAACCGUUGAGGCACCGCGGUUCCCAAAUGGAUAUCCAGCGGCGACAGUGUUUGAGUUCACUAUGUGGGCAAUCUUGAUGGGAGGAGUCUGGUAUAUGAAGAGGUGGAAGACUAAGCAUCCGGAUCUCGAGAUGCGCCUUGCUGAACCGGAGAAUCUUGGCCCAGCUAGUGAGGCCAAGUCUGGUGACACCGGCAGGGCUGACACAAAGGGUACCGACGAACACGUGAGAAGUAUCUGA